AUGGAAAAUUUUCUGAAUGUUGAGAUGGUCUCGAGACCAUCUCAAGCCUGCCCAUCAGCUCAGGGGAGUCAAACCAACAUGCCCAUCCCGCAUAUCAAAAUUGAGCCUGGGAUAUUUGUCAAAGAAGAGUCACCGGAUUCUGAAACUAAAAUUACUGUGCUACGAGACCCCUGUCCAGAAUUUGGUGGACCCCAUUGGCGAAAGGACUGCCGACGGCGCAGAAUAGCUGGAAAGAAAAGAGGUAAUAAGUGGAGGUCUAAAGCGAUGGCUGUGGCUAGGGGACAAGAGUCAAAAGUCUACGGAGAUCGUGAGAUAGAAAGAAGCGAUAAUGACGAAUCUCUCUACGCCAAUGGGCAUUUCGCCAUUGUUAGGAUACCAGAUUCUAUAAUAGAAACGAUGAACGAGGACGAUUUCGUGAGAUACUGCCAGGAUUCAGGUAUUGUGAAGCCGGGGCUUCAAGUCGGACCUUUAUCCAAACAGUUCUGGUCCUUGAGGUUUGACAACCUUGAGGAGGUCAAUUCAAUAGUGGGGAAGCACGUUCGCUUCACUAUGAAUCUGGGGCUAGAGAAGGUAGUCGACCAAAAAAUUCUCCCUUACGUGAAAAAUGGACCGAAAGCUUUCUACCUGUCAAAUGUAGGGCCUUAUUCGGACCUGGAUAUCCAGGGGAUGGUAGAGAAAAAGUUUAAAGAUGAAAGGUUCUGGAUGGGGAAGAAGAUGGUGGUUGGGACAGAGGAUAUAUCUUACGGUUUAACGCUGUUUGCGGCACCAACCUUUGCGAUUUCUGUGGGAAAGGGCAUGACGGCGGUACGAUAUCGUGCACACUUAUUCAGUCUUGCAACUCUGGUCCUGAUUUACAAACCAGGCUAG
Blumeria graminis f. sp. triticale is the source of this 867-nucleotide messenger RNA. The record is from the annotation of a GenBank genome assembly. Lineage: Eukaryota; Fungi; Ascomycota; Leotiomycetes; Helotiales; Erysiphaceae.